Adineta ricciae is the source of this 2967-nucleotide messenger RNA. NCBI's taxonomy places the organism in Eukaryota, Metazoa, Rotifera, Eurotatoria, Adinetida, Adinetidae. The record is from the annotation of a GenBank genome assembly.
AUGACGGCGCUGUUCAAAAGUGCUAAAGCAACAAAACGAUCUAAAGGCGGGGGUGGUGGUGGUGCAGCGCUGAUGCAACAAAUGGGUUUUCAAAUUCCCAAUUUUGAUGAACCUAAUAUAGGUGCUGAUGAUGACGACGAUGACGAAGGUCUCGAAGAUGAAUUAAGUCGAAUUCAGGAAGAAAUUAGCGGUCAUACAUCGAAACGAUCGAAAAGCAAUCAGAAAAAACCAGGUGGUUCAGCGCAAAAUCUUCAAUCGUUUCAUAAUGAUGUAAAUAAACUUCUCAAUGACAUUGAUCGUCCGAUAAAUGACGCUGAACUGUCUGAAGGCGAUGAAGAAGAUCUGCUGAAUGAAUUAAAUGAGAUUACCGACGAAAUUGGAGCAGAAAACCAAAUGGACACACAGCCGCCGCCACCACCGCCAGCAGUGGCGUCCUCAGGUACGCCUAGUACCGGUAUCUUAUCAACACUUGAAGUGCGUCGACAAAUGUAUGCUAAAGCUGUAGACACAGCAAAAGCACAUGGAGAUGCAUCCAAAAGUCGUCGACUUGAUCGGCAACUUAAGCUCAUUCAAGAAUUGAUCCAAUCAGCUCGUACUGGUGCACCUAUCAAUGAAAGUGAAAUUCCUCCUGAAUUGUUUGUUUCUGGAUCUUCUUCAUCAGCUGUUACACAAGAGGCAUCUGUACGUGUUCCUUCUCCAGCUCCUGUGACGUCCUCGUCUAUAUGCGAAAAGCCGAUUGUUCCUCAAGCGACGUCAACAUCAGUGUCAAACGGUUCAGAUGAAGCGAUCGCGCGUCUGAAAGCAUUAGCUUUACAAGCUAAAUCGGAAGGUGAUAUGACAAAAGCUAAAGAAUAUUUGAUUCAAAUGAAAAAUUUGCAGAAUGGGAUCUCAGUUAAUCAUGCUUCUGAGUCUUCUGCUUCUACUAAAAAAGACAUGUCUGAUAAAAUGCCUAACGAAACAAGCUCAGCAGCACCAUCUGUGCCAUUGGAAGCACCUGAACCAAAAACUGUUCUCGAAGCUUUACAGCAACGUCACGAAGAAUUAACUAAACGACAUCAAGAUGCAGUCAGCAAGGGCGAUAAUUCUAAAGCGAGACGUAUGGAUCGUCUUUCAAAACAAUAUCAAGAAGCUAUUGAAGCAACGAAAAAAGGUCGCCCAUACGAUUAUAGUGAACUAGCCGAUCUGCCUGGCUUCGCACCUAUACCUUUCCCACAAUCAAAACCUCAACAAACAGCAUCUGGCACUGCUGCUACUACCACAGUCUCCAUACCAGCACGACCAUCACAACCUCAGCAGCAACGAUCCAGUCAAUUAGCUAGCACUAUGUCACAACCAGUGGAGCAAGGUUCCACUACUAGCUUACCAAGAGAUCAAUCAGUACAAUCAAUUCGACUUCAGCAGGAACAACUUCAAAAACUUGCUUUGCAAGCGAAACAAAAAGGCGAUAUCGCCGCUGCGAAAAAGUAUCUUAUUGCAUCAAAAGAGCUUGAACAAAAGAGCAACUCUUCCGAAACACUCAUGCCUAUGGAGACAAAUCAAGCAUCUAUAUCAUCAAGUCACGGCUUUGAAGUCAUCUGUGACCAAGAAUUAACAGAAGAACUUGCUCAAGCUGAUCGCGAUACAGUAUAUCGUCGUUUGCAAGACGACCUUCUAAGACAAAUGCAACUAUGUGCGCGUAAUCAACAAAUGUAUGCUCAGAUGGAAGGUUUAACCAAUGUGCAACAUGCAAAUGAAUUUAAACUUCUCGAGCAACGUUGCACUCAUGAUUUAGAACGCUUGCGACAAUGUUUUCAACAUGGCUUGAAAGCCCCGAUUUUUCAUUACGAAAAAAGACAAAUGCACAUUGUUCAAGUCAACAACGAUUUAACUGACAGCGAUUUCGAAGUCAAUGUCUUACGUGGUAUUAAUCUUCAUGUACCAUCUGGAUAUUCUGCGACAGCCCUCGAGACUUAUGUUAUAAUUGAGUUUCCAUAUCCACCUGAAACUUCUCAAACAGCUCGAACACGACAUGCAGCUGGUUCCGCCAAUGUCGAAUAUCCUGAUGCGUUACAUAAAUUUCAAAUCAAACGAAAUGAUACUAAAUUUAAACGUUUGAUGGGUCGAAAAGAAUUGAAAUUAUCAAUAUACUAUAAAGUCGGCUUUCUUCGAUCAGAUCGUUUGUUAGGCGUUGCAUAUGUUAAAACGGCUCCGCUAGAACAAUCAGCAACAAUUCAUGAAUCAGUUGAUGUCUUCGAAAAUGACCAUAAGAAGAAAGCGGAAGGAAAACUAGAAGUCAAGAUACGAAUUAAAGAAGCACUUGGGUCAACGAAAUCUUCGCAAAUAUCAUCACAACAAUGGCUUGUUAUCGAUCGUUUUGAAGACAUCCCUCAUGAUAGUAAACCAUCAACAUCAAAUCAACAUCUCGCGUCAAAUCCAACAGCGACUAUCGAGAAAGGAGCAUCGUCAAUUUGCACAUGUUUAUCACCAUCAACAGCACCGACCAUUUCCACUAUUGCACGACUCAUUCCAACGAGCGAAGCCAUAGGUUUAUUGGCAGUAAAUUUGGCCGGAAAUAACGAUAAUGAUUUAGUAGACGGCAGACAAACUAAUACGGCAGAGACCAAGGAUGAAAAUCGAAGAGAUAGUCAAUUGCAAGCAGUUCCACAAAGCAUCCAAGUACUGAAAUAUGAAACAGAUCUUCUUCAAGAUCAGAUUGAGCAGCUGGAGGAAUAUUUGUCGCCAGAUCAAAUCGAUCAGCUACGUGUGAAACAUCAAGCAUUAAAAGAUGAGAGCGAUAAUAUAGUUCGAUCAUUGCGUCAAGGAGGCAAACAAGCCUUACAAGAUCAUAUUCAAAAUCUUCGAUCAUUACUUGAACAUUAUGACAAAGAAGCCAAUGAUUACCGGCAAAGAAAUGAAAAUAAAAAAGCAGACAUUGCCCUUCACAAAAAGGAGCUUGUUGCCGGAGAAAUCGAAACACUGACAAAUUGA